Messenger RNA from [Torrubiella] hemipterigena, 1926 nucleotides. NCBI's taxonomy places the organism in Eukaryota, Fungi, Ascomycota, Sordariomycetes, Hypocreales, Clavicipitaceae. The record is from the annotation of a GenBank genome assembly.
AUGCCGUCUCCUACAGAGCCGUCGACUUCGCCUACGAAGAAAGCUAAGAGAGAUAGUCGCAUGAUUGAGGACUUUGACGAAGAAGAUGAGCCUCUCUCCCGCCGCAACUCCGUCAUCAGACGGGACUCGACGAUUCGCGAAAGUUUAGCUGCCGACUAUAAGCCUGAGGAUAUCUACAGCCCUGGCUCGCCUGAUUUGCUGGACCCGAAUAACCCUCACUUGUCGAUGCUUCCUAGGCCAUCACUAGAGGCUUGUGCCAUGUCCAUCCGAAGCGUCUCUCCCAUUCAGCGCGAUCUUCCUCCCAGAACAAAAACACCUUCGCCUCUUCAAGGGUUUCCGCCUUCGCCGCGAGGCACGCCUGUGCCAGUGCCAUCCUCUAUUAGAAGCACCGGUUCAUCACCAAUUCCCAAAUAUAUUCCGAUCUCUCCGGUCUCCGACAUCUACAGUGCCACUCCUGUUCCUCGAUCGACCAACGCUACCAAUUCACCCGUGUAUCACUUUACCUCGCCAGUUAGCAACCCUCCUUCUUUAAGGCAUGCUCCCUCUCAGGAUCAAUCGCUUGGAUUAAGCCGUCCCUUGACACGCCACGCAACAUUUGUACAGAAGAAGUCGUCUCUCAGCAAGCAGCAUUCAGCCCAUGACGAUGAUUCUUCGGUCGUGGAGAGUCAGCGAGGCAAAGCUGUCAAGGUUGACUACUCUGGAGCAAGCGAAAAGACAGAUCCUAGAGAAAUUGCGCUCGUAAGAAAGCUCGACUGGCGAAUUAUGCCCAUGAUUUGGAUCAUGUACUUUCUCAACUACAUUGAUCGCAACGCCAUCACCAUGGCUCGCCUCAACAACAUUGAGCGAGACUUGCGCCUUGUCGGAACUGAAUAUCAAACUUGCGUCUCAAUUCUCUUUGUUGGUUAUAUCCUUGGUCAGAUCCCCUCCAACAUGAUUAUCAACCGUGUCAAGCCACGUCAAUUCAUGGGUGUUGCAAUGAUGGCUUGGGCUGUUGUUAGUGCGAUGACAGCUCGUGCUGAGAACUACACCGGUCUCUUACUCACACGAUUCUUCCUCGGUCUUGCUGAGGCGCCCUUCUCGCCAGGUGCCAUUUACCUACUUUCAAUGUUCUAUAAGCGCAAGGAGGUUGCCACCCGCGUCGCGAUCUUAUACACUGGUAACAUCUUUGCCACUGCAUUUGCUGGUCUUAUCGCGGCAGGCGUAUUUCAUGGUCUGGAUGGCGUUGGUGGCCUCGCCGGCUGGAGAUGGCUUUUUAUUCUUGAGGGUGGUUUCACUUUCCUCGUGGCAUUUGUUGGAUUCUUUUUGCUUCCUGACCUUCCUCUCACUACCUGGUGGUUGAAUGACGACGAGCGACAGCUUGCACAUCGCCGUAUCCAAGAUGAUACUGCUGAUAACGGUGUUGAAACUGGUACCUGGACCGGUUUCAAGCAGGCUGUAACUGACCCCAUGGUCUGGCUGUUCUGCAUGAUGGGCCACUUCCACCUGGCUUCCAACGGCUUCAAGAACUUUUUCAACGAACGAACAUGGCACAUUACUUGUUCCAAAAUCGUCGCCAUUGCCGGUUUUGUUGCAGCAGCGGCCACACUGAACACUGGAGGCCGGUACGUCGCCUUGAUGCUGUUCACCAUGGGCACCUAUGGCGCCAAUAGCUUGAUCCUUGGCUGGGCUGGAAGUGUUUGCGGCCAAACCAAGGAGAAGAAGGCUGUUGCCCUUGCUAUGGUUACCACAUGGAUGAAUAUCAGUCAAAUCUGGACCCCAUACCUGUGGCCACGAAGCGACAGUCCUCGAUAUGCAUCCGCGUUGGGCACCAGUGCUGCGUUCAGUUUGAUCGCAGCUGUAUUUGCCUGGAUUGCCAAAAUGAUGCUUGUCAAGCGCAACAAGAGACUCCGCGAGGAUGGCAGGGCUACUGUUUUCUACGUUUACUAA